AUGUCCGUGAAUCAAGCGAACGGCGAGUAUAUCAUCCACACGUCUCAUCAGGCCGAGCUGCGACUCAUGACCGAGCAGACACCUUCGGCCUCGCUAUUGAAAAGGAAGACUGGCCUGCUGAUCCAUCAAGACCGUGAACAUAACGACCACGUAAACAUCUCGGUCCACAAAGACGACAGCCUUCAAGGCCUAUCGAUCGUGCGGCGAAACCUUCCAAUUUUCGCUCGGAAGGAGACAUCAGCCGCAAAGUAUAUACGGGCGAGGCCUCCGGAGCGCCAUGCAGGCUCAGAGGAGAACCAUCUACAAUGCAGGAUCCAAUCUAGGGGGAAGUGCCUGCCGACGCGCUUGAUCCGCCUAUCCGAGGCCUCGGAUGGAGGCAUGCAGCUGAAGUUGGUUCUCGUAGAAGAGGAACACAAUCACCCUUUCCAAUACGCCGCCCUCAGCUACUGCUGGGGUGGGAAUCAAGCCCUUACGCUGCGUAAGGCCAAUAUCGGUGCCCUUUCACACAGCACCCCCAUGGAUACACUGCCUCCAACGUUAAGGGACGCUGCCAGAGUAUGCCGUGGUCUGGCGAUCCAGCAUAUAUGGGUUGAUGCUCUCUGCAUCAUUCAGGAUGACGACACAUCCAAGAUGGCCGAAAUAGCCAAGAUGGGGAGCAUAUAUAAAGGCGCGCUGGUCGCAAUCAGUGCAUCAUCAGCUUCCAAUACCAAUGCUGGAUUUCUCAAAGAGAGAGAACCCCCAGCCGACCCGAGCUGGGUGGUCAGACUGCCGUUUUAUGAGGAGGAGGGGGAGGAAAAUGAAUGCUUCAUUGCAUUUACGACCGUACAUCAUCCCCGAGACCCUCUGGACGGCAGAGGUUGGACGCUACAGGAGCACCUCCUUUCCACCCGGCUCCUAGUCUUCAAAGCUCAUCAGCUUGAAUGGAAGUGUCUGGAGCUAGAAACUGUUGAUGGAUAUCGGCAGGGUACCUUUCCGUUCUUCUCGUGGAGGAGAAAUGCGCUUCACACAUAUGAGAAGAUCGCGGGAGAUUUCACAGAACGCAAGCUUACUUUCGAAGACGACAGGCCUCUGGCCAUGAUAGGCAUAGCUGAGGAGUUUGCACGGAUGCUCGGGGACCAGUAUGUUGCCGGUCACUGGGCCUCGGCACUGCCCCUCAGCCUUCUCUGGUCCAAGGGAGAUAAACACGUCUUCCAACGUUGUGGGAACUACGAAGGCCCGACCUGGUCCUGGGCCUCAUCUGGCAGAGCUAUCACCAUUGAGCCCUUCCUGGCCCGCACAGACGGUCACCUGUCUGAUUGUGCUGUAAAAUGCAAGAUCGUCGAGAUCCGGCCCAAGCCCCUUGUUGAGGAUGCACCAUAUGGCGCCUUUGGACAGGGGACGUCGCUGGUACUGGAAGACAGGCUUCUUCAGAACACCUACCUUGCUCCAGAAUACGGUCCCGAGACUGUCAGCAUUGAGGGGAUAGAUCGCCAGUGCUCGAUGCGCGGGGUCGUCAGGCUCGAUGAAAAUGAGGAAGAAUUUCACCGCGAGGGACUCAAUGGCCGGUGCCCGGCCCUCCUCGAGUUUUGCACAAUGUCAGGGCCCGCUACCUGGAACGAAAUCCACGGACUUGUCCUGGAUCCCGUUCCUGGGAAGGAUCUGACGUUCACAAGGAACACCAUGUUUCGAAUAAUGCAAGAAUUUGAGCACUUACCAGGAGAUGACGAGCGUGACAAGGUCAGCGGGGUAGGGUUGAAAGAUGAACUAGAGCGGCGCAAUCCGUUCAAUGGAGCCGCUGUGGUGAGGGUAGAGCUGCUGUAG
Messenger RNA from Diaporthe citri, 1800 nucleotides. RefSeq lists its product as uncharacterized. The record is from RefSeq and is a predicted model, not a curated record. Bases 1 to 1800 code for a protein of 599 amino acids. The transcript has 4 exons. Lineage: Eukaryota; Fungi; Ascomycota; Sordariomycetes; Diaporthales; Diaporthaceae.